Fusarium mangiferae is the source of this 1074-nucleotide messenger RNA. RefSeq lists its product as uncharacterized. The record is from RefSeq and is a predicted model, not a curated record. Bases 1 to 1074 code for a protein of 357 amino acids. Lineage: Eukaryota; Fungi; Ascomycota; Sordariomycetes; Hypocreales; Nectriaceae. The transcript has a single exon. Gene Ontology annotation, molecular function: carbon-sulfur lyase activity.
AUGGCAGAAUGUAAUGAAAGCAAGACUCUUGAAGCCAAGUGCUACUGCGGCUCUGUCCAUUACACAAUCGAUGUACCGGUUUCGAAACUACCUCUACUCACCCAUCUCUGCCAUUGCAGCCUCUGCAGGUAUGGCUCUGGUGCGCCAUGCAUCUUCCAUGCUCCGCUGCCCGAUGGGGUGAAGCCCAAGUUCGUGGAGCCAUCCUCCAGAAGCAAUAUGACCAGCUACGCCAUUGGGAAGAAGAUCGGAACAUGGAACUUCUGCUCAACGUGUGGUUGUCACAUUGCUUCAACUGGGCCGCCUGAGAACGAGUUCUGGACAGUUGCUUCAUCAACAUUCGUGAACGCCUCAGACUCCUUUGAUGUCCGCAAGCACAUCUUCAGCAACUCCACAAAGGACCGGGGCAUCGCCGAAACCCUGACACAUACUGGCGGAAAGGAGUUCAUUGACUGGAACCCUUCUGACGGCAGCCCCGAGGCAAAGAUCGUUGAAUCUCAUGUGGAAGUUGGGAAAGAAGGGGAAGAGCGUCUUCGUGUGGAAUGCGAGUGUAAAGGCAUUUCUUUCACCAUUCCCCGGCCGAGCCAAGAGAUCAAGGAGGACAAAUUCUAUUCGCAAUUUGUUUCGCACAGAGAUGAUACCAAGUGGCUUGCGACUUUUGACGCAUGUGAUGAUUGCCGGCUUCACAAUGGGACUAACGUUGUGGGAUGGACAUUUAUCCCCUUAUCCAUAUGCGAACCCCGUAUCAAAGACGAUCUACUCAUUGGGAGCGCCAAGACGUUCAAAUCGUCGGACGAUGUAGUGAGAUCCUUCUGCGGCACUUGCGGUGCCACCGUCUUCUUCUCUCACGCUUGUCGAAUGCCGUCUGAGAACCAUCAUGUUGUCGACUUGGCUACGGGUAUCAUCAGAGCGCCUGAAGGUGUCAUGGCAGAGAAGUGGCUCACUUGGCGAGCAAGGUUGGCAUGGGCUGAUAGCGGAAAGAGAUUCGAUAGUGACUUUACCGAAGCCCUACAAGAAGGCAUGAACAAGUGGGUGUUGCAGAGAGAAGGUCUUAUUGAGGAUUACAAUAUCGGUUGA